GUGAAAGAAGAAGAUUGUCCUGAGAGUAAAUAACAGGAGAAAUUGACUGAAAUAUGAGAAAUAUGGAGUUUGUUAAAGUGGAGAUUGACGACCUGAGUGAUCCAGAACCGUGUAUAAUUAAACAUGAAGAUACUGAGGAACAAACAGACUGGAUGGAAGUGAACCAGCAAGUACAUGAACUAAAUGAAGCAGAGGAUGAACGUUGUACCUUCCAAGCUCAAAGAACAAAAGCCAAAAAGCUGCACACCUGCUCACAGUGUGGAAAGAGCUUCACACACAAAGGAAAUCUUAACACACACGCAAGAAUGCACACUGGAGAGAAACCAUACACAUGCCAUCAAUGUGCAAAGAGCUUUACUCGUUCAUCAGGUCUCAGUAAACAUCUGCUCUGUCGCUCAGGAGUAAAGCCCUUUAUCUGUGAUCAGUGUGGAAAACAUUUCAUUUCGUCAUCAAAACUAAAAACACACCAGAAAGUUCAUUCAGAUGAGAAGCCUUAUGAGUGUUCUUACUGUGGAAAGAGUUUUUCACGGCUGGACAGUUGUAAGCUGCACCAGAAAACACAUAAUGAAGUGAGAGAUCAUGUGUGUUGUGAGUGUGGGAAGAGCUUUACUACAGCUAGUCAACUAAAACAGCACCAAAGAAUUCACACUGGAGAAAGACCUUACAAGUGCUCAUAUUGUGACAGGACUUUCACUCUUUCUGGAAACCUGAAAGCACAUGAGCGAGUUCAUACUGGAGAGAAGCCGUACUACUGUACUCAGUGUGGAGAGGGUUUCAUAAGCACCAACAAUCUCCGUUAUCAUCUGCACAUUCACUCUGGAGAAAGGCCAUUUAGCUGUGAUCAGUGUGGUAAAAAGUUUAAAUCGACAUCAAAUCUAAAAUGUCACAUGAAUGUUCAUACAGAUGAAAAGCCUCACUUGUGUUCUUUGUGUGGAAAGAGUUUUUCAAGACUGAACAGUUGUAAGAUGCACCAGAAAAUGCAUGAUGAUGUAAAAGAAUACGUUUGUUUGGAUUGUGGGAAGAGCUUUACUGCAGUUGGCCAGUUGAAACGGCACCAAAGAGUUCAUACUGGAGAAAAACCGUACAAGUGCUCAUAUUGUGACAAGAGUUUCACUGUGUCUGGAAAUCUGAAAGCACAUGAGCGAGUUCAUACUGGAGAGAAACCGUAUCACUGUACUCAGUGUGGAAAGAGUUUCACUCAGUCAAAGACUGUAGCGAUUCAUAUGGAAAAGCAUUGUUCUGUGUCAGAGUGAGCAAAUGUUUUUUUCAGAUUCAAAUACUUUUUCAAGUACGUGAGAUUCAGAUAAAGUAAAUGUGUAGUUUGUUAAAAUAAAGUGGUUUUGUUGGGGAACAGCAAAUUAUGACUUUAAUUUUGCAUUUAUGCAUUUUUAUUCUUUGAUUGAAAAUCCCCUUGUAAAGACUUAGACAAAGUCGUAAAACCGACAGGAAACAAAUGUAACAAAAACCAAGUUUGAAACGAUUCCCUCAGUUUGUGAGUUUUAAUUUGGAGUUUUCAAAUAAA
Molecule: messenger RNA, 1522 nt
Organism: Sinocyclocheilus rhinocerous
Lineage: Eukaryota; Metazoa; Chordata; Actinopteri; Cypriniformes; Cyprinidae
Product: zinc finger protein 664-like
Exons: 2
Coding region: 54-1253 (399 amino acids)
Source: RefSeq, a predicted model, not a curated record